AGACAUUGCAUCGCCAGCUAAUUGUCUUGUCAUAAGACGCGUAUGCCACAUCCUGCAUUGAAUCGACUGUAAGAAAAAUAAGAGAAUCAUUGUGCUUUCCCUAGCACAGCUUCAUUUUAAGAGUUCGCUGCCAUACUUGUUGAUACUAGAGCAGAUGGGGAAGAAGAAGGCACAGUCGUCGAAGUAUGGAGCACCUCUCUAUUGUGCAGCAUGGCCUCCAGGAGGCUACGUCUUGGUUGCUGGUGGCGGUGGAAAGAAGAGUAGCGGAAUUCCAAACAAGAUAGCUAUUGUCCAGGUCUCGCAGGGCAAGCUAGGCGCUGAGGUUGACUCUGUGGCGACAAAGGAGGCACCUCUGCGCAUGGCGCUGCAUCCACAGGGGACCUCGCUGGUGCUGGCACUUGGCACUGGGACGCUAGAGCGCUUCGAUGUGGAGAUUAGGCCGGAGGCUCCACCAGUGCUUCACCCGGCUGCAGGCAAGGAGAGGGAAAGAUUGGCGGGGUUUGCGUCGGUGAAGUGCCUGGCAUUCAGCAGUGACGGCCGCCUGCUGGCAAUGGGAGGAGAGGAUGGCUCAAUCACUGUGCUGGACUACCUGACGCUGCGAGUGCUAGCUGACCUAAGGGGUGAAAAUGGCCUGAGGGACGCAGUCAGAGACGUGGACUUCAGCCCGGCCCACAAAGACAAGGUGUUGGCAGCCACGUGCGAGGAUGGCAGCUGCACCCUGUGGGCAUGGGAGAAGCAGCUGCAGAUAGCCUCCCUCGACCUGCCUCAAGGGCUUGAGAAAGGAGGCGCCUUCAACAGGUGUAGAUUUGCGCGAGACGGCAGUAACGCGCUCUUUGUCACUGUCAAUCAGAGGGGAGAGGGACAUCUCCUGCGCUGGGAGCAGAACGAGGAAGGGGAGUUGCUAUUGGAGAGGCAGGCCAAGGCGCACGCCGGCGCCUCAACCUCCUUUGACAUCAGCCCAUCAGGAGCUUAUCUUGGAUCUGCAACCUCAGAAGUGAGAUUUCGCCCGUCUUUGUGUUUGGCAGGUGACGCAGGCGUUUUCAACAGCGCCACGCUGGCGCCAGUGAGCAGGACGAGGGCGGCGCACAUGGUGUUCGCCACGGCGGUUGCCUUUGAAAGGGGCGACAGCGCUCUGCUGUCUGUCUCAGCCGACGCCAGCGCGCACCUCACCCCCAUAGCUCCCUGGGGCCGCGGCAUCUCCCUUGUAACCCUAAUCCUGCUGCUAUUAGUAUUGCUGUUGGCGGCGCUGGCGGCUGUGUGGGCCUUGGGGCUGGAUGUGAGGCUGCAGCAGACUCUGGAGCGCUUUGGGAUCCGCCCGGGAAAGCACGGGGAGCUGUAGUGCUGCCGAAUCCCCAGUCCUUGCUGUUGGCAAGAGUAUCACUCAUUGAGUUGGAACGCCAAUUUGUUGCCUAGUUGAGCUUUUCAGGCCCUGCCUGGUGGACUGUCUCGCCUUUGACACCACCGACGGGGAUGUAGAUGUCCGGACAGCGGUUUAUAAAUAGGAAAUAACUGUUGACUAAUUAUUAUUGCUCAGUGUGACAGUCACCUGCGGUGCAAACAGAGCCUGCUGUAUACAAUAGUAGGGAAGCGCUGGCUUAUCAAACCUGUCAACAAGC
Messenger RNA from Coccomyxa subellipsoidea C-169, 1616 nucleotides. Its product is annotated as WD40 repeat-like protein. Lineage: Eukaryota; Viridiplantae; Chlorophyta; Trebouxiophyceae; Coccomyxaceae. Bases 155 to 1339 code for a protein of 394 amino acids. The transcript has 8 exons. Gene Ontology annotation, biological process: protein secretion. Gene Ontology annotation, cellular component: endoplasmic reticulum membrane. The record is from RefSeq and is a predicted model, not a curated record. Gene Ontology annotation, molecular function: guanyl-nucleotide exchange factor activity; protein binding; GTPase activator activity.